CUUCCCCAAUUUCCUUCUCUCCCAAUUAACUCCCACAAAGGGGGAGAAAAGCGAAAAUGGCGCAGGAUGACACUACCAGUCAUUUCCAGCAGCUGCACAUCUUCUUCGUCCCAUUCAUGGCGCGCGGCCACAUGAUCCCAUUCCUCCACAUGGCCAAGUUCUUCGCCUCCAAGGGCAUCAAAUCCACCAUCAUCACCACCAAACUCAACCACCCAUUCUUCGCCGCAGCCGCCGCCGCAAUCCCGAACCUCGAGACAACCACCAUCCCCUUCCCGGCGGCGGAAGAUGCCGGCCUCCCUCCAAACUGCGAGAGCAUGGAUUCCAUCACUUCCCGCCCGGACGCCGUCGAACUAGCCCCGAAAUUCUUCCUCGCCACCGCCUCCCUCCGCCGGCCCCUCGAAAGCCUGCUCGAAACCUCCAAACCGGACUGCCUCGUCGCCGACAUGUUCUUCCCCUGGUCCACCGCCGCCGCCGCCAGAUUCGGAAUCCCCAGGCUGGUCUUCCACGGCACCGGCUUCUUCUCCCUCUCCGCCGCCGAGACGGUCGGGAUCCACGAGCCGCACAAAAGGGUAUCCUCCGAUUCGGAGCCGUUCCUCAUCCCGAAUCUCCCCGGUCAAAUUUCCAUGACCAGGAAGCAGCUGCCGGAGUACGCGAGGCAGAGUGGGGAUUCUGGGUUCGGGAAUUUGAUGAAAUCGGUCAGGGAGUCGGAAUUGAAAAGCUACGGCGUGAUCGUCAACAGCUUCUACGAGCUGGAGACGGAUUACGCCGAUUACUACAGAUCUGCUCUCGAGAGAAAAGCUUGGCACAUCGGUCCCCUGUCUCUCUGCAACAACGACAAUGGUAAGGAAUCGGAAAGGGGGAAACGAGAUUCAAAUUGCCUGAAGUGGCUCGACGGGAAACGAACCGGCUCGGUGAUCUACGUUUGCUUCGGGAGCAUGUCGAUGUUCGCGGCAGAUCAAUUGAGGGAGAUUGCGAUCGGAUUGGAAGCUUCAGGGGAGCAAUUCGUAUGGGCGGUGAGGAAGGACGAGAGCGAGGACGAGAGUGAAUGGCUGCCUCAAGGAUUCGAGGCGAGAUUGAGAGGGAGAGGGUUGAUUGUAAGGGGAUGGGCGCCGCAGGUUGCGAUCUUGGAGCACCAGGCGGUGGGAGGGUUCGUGACGCACUGCGGGUGGAACUCGACGCUAGAAGGGGUGGCAGCGGGAAAGGCUAUGGUGACAUGGCCUAUGUUCGCAGAGCAGUUCUACAACGAGAAGCUGGUGACAGAGGUGUUAAGGAUCGGUGUGGCGGUGGGGGCGACGGAGUGGGUGCGGCUGCGAGGCGGGAGGUUGAGAGGGGAGGAUUUGAAGAGGGCGGUGAGGAAGGUUAUGGAUCGCGGCGACGAGGAGGCAGGGGAGAUGAGGGAGAGGUCGAGGAAGGUCGGUGAGAUGGCGAGGAGAGCUGUGGGAGAAGGAGGGUCUUCUUGGAAGGAUUUGAAUGGGUUGAUUGAUGAGUUGAGGCGGCUUCGCAGCCAUGGUGGAAAUGUAUGAUUAGGUUAAUACUUCACCGUUCUUAUAUCCUCUUUGCAGCGAAACUGUUUUUUAUCGUUGCCAUUGCUAAUUACUUGUCUGCUGGAUUGAGGAUGACAAUGUUAUGACCGAUCUCUUUAACCAUUUUCAGUCUCGAUUUCAAAUAUUUAAAUUCAUAUCGAGUUUAUAGGGUUUGUGAGUAGUUCCGGUCUGUAUAUUCAAAUAUUAUACUAUGCUUAUUGCUUAGAAUUCAACACGUAGUUCUUCAAUUACAAAACUAAAAGAAUCUAAUGAAGUAUAAAAUAACAAAGAUUCA
Molecule: messenger RNA, 1818 nt
Organism: Linum trigynum
Lineage: Eukaryota; Viridiplantae; Streptophyta; Magnoliopsida; Malpighiales; Linaceae
Source: the annotation of a GenBank genome assembly